Messenger RNA from Epithele typhae, 318 nucleotides. RefSeq lists its product as uncharacterized. The transcript is spliced from 2 exons. The record is from RefSeq and is a predicted model, not a curated record. The coding region runs from base 1 to 318 and encodes 105 amino acids. Lineage: Eukaryota; Fungi; Basidiomycota; Agaricomycetes; Polyporales; Epitheliaceae.
AUGCGACUCUUCUUCGUCAUCUUAGUUGCAAUCCACUCUUUCAGCACCUCCCACUUCUCCUCACGGCUCGAACUCUUCCAGUUCUCAAACGAGCACCACAUCGUGAUCGUCGCCGCUAUUGGUUUCCUUGCCUCGACUGGCAUCCUCUCGGGAUUCCUCAGGCUCUGCGGCGCCGCCAUGUUCCUCAUGCUGCCAACCAACUUGUCAACCGCGAGGAAAGCCGCUCUGAGCACCCACGACAUGUUUCCGACGACCCCCUCAUCUCUCAUCUCACACACCCCCAAACGUCCAGAUCUGAGCGAUGUGAAAGGCAAGUGA